GCAAAACCGAAAGUCGAUUGAGUCUUUUGUGAAUUAUUUAAUUUGUUUUAUUAAUUUUAAGGAAAUGUCGAACGAUAAUAACUUGGAUUUGCACUAUGUGCAGCAGUCCUUUCAACGUAGUUUGAAAGAAGACGACGACGUGAUCAUAGAGGCUUACAUAGAUGGAUACAAUGAGCUAGUCAAAUUCCUAAACUUAAUAGGCACAGUAUUUUCGUUCGUAAGCAGCGAUGUGAAGUCGAAGAUCAAAGUGAUGGAGAAACACAGGGAGGGCGAGCAUGCGGUCUACUACGACUCCUUCCAGAAGAUGAUGAAGUAUGAGAAGGACACCAACUUGCACGAAAAGAGCGGUUUCGUCUCUGGGUCCAGGACUAUGUUGCGGUUGCAUAGAGGUUUGGACUUCAUCCGUCUCUUCCUGAAGCGCAUAAGCGAGGCGGAAGACUCCGCGAACACGUGCGCGGUCUGCCAAGCGGCGUACAACGAGACGUUAGCGGAGUUCCACCCCUGGUACAUCAGGAAAGCAGCCACCCUUGCCAUGCACGCGCUGCCGCACCGUCCCGACCUGCUCAAAAAGAUCUUCGGAAACGAUGAAAGCCUGACUGCUGCGUUAGCCAUCUUGCCUCAAACCCUCUCGUCUUGCGACGAGGUCUACCAGCGAGUCCAGAGACUGUACACUGAGUUCGACUUCCACGGACUACCCUAACUCGGUGAUACCAGUAAGAAGGUUUUUAUUUUGCAAAGAGUUUUUAUGGAAACCAAUUUGAGGUGAGAACUAUUC
Messenger RNA from Pectinophora gossypiella (pink bollworm), 775 nucleotides. Its product is annotated as ceramide-1-phosphate transfer protein. Gene Ontology annotation, cellular component: cytoplasm; cytosol; membrane. The transcript is spliced from 4 exons. Gene Ontology annotation, molecular function: ceramide 1-phosphate transfer activity; ceramide 1-phosphate binding. The record is from RefSeq and is a predicted model, not a curated record. Lineage: Eukaryota; Metazoa; Arthropoda; Insecta; Lepidoptera; Gelechiidae. Gene Ontology annotation, biological process: intermembrane lipid transfer; ceramide transport. Bases 65 to 700 code for a protein of 211 amino acids.